Molecule: messenger RNA, 1959 nt
Organism: Ostreobium quekettii
Lineage: Eukaryota; Viridiplantae; Chlorophyta; Ulvophyceae; Bryopsidales; Ostreobiaceae
Source: the annotation of a GenBank genome assembly
AUGGAGACCCUCCAGUCCGAGGCCAACUUCGUGAUAAAGGACCUGGACACGGGACGGCAGUACGUGCUGACGCCCGAGGCGGACGGCGGCGGCGCCGCGGCUGAGGUGCCGGCCGCGGGGGGCGUGGCCGAUCCCGCCUCCGGGAAGGUGCUGUCGAUGGACGAGUUUGAUCGACAGCUGGGGAUCCGCUCGGGGCGAUCAGCGAUUGCCCACCAAGGAGAUGUGAGCAGCAGUGAUGGCGACAGCCCCAGGGCAUCUGAUGCACAGAGCAGUGCAUCAACUCAAACUGGGCAAGGGUUUUCUAAGCUGAGGAAGCUUCCUAAGCUGAAGGGAAUAAAGACCCUCUUGAAGACUGAAGCGACCCUCAGUAAGAAAAUCCAAGGUCUUCGUGGGAGCUUGACAGGAAAGCGGGAUGGACAGGGUGACAGCCCAAAGCAAGAUGGCCAAGUCGACAGUCCGGUGUCCUCGUCUGGUGGCUCUCCCCAAUCUCAGUCUAACAGCCCUGGAGGGGCUUUCGCCCAGAGGGAAGAGAGCGAUCCAAGUUUGAUGUCGCCGAUUCCGGCUGCUGAUCGCGCGUUACCUGCCAGUGCCCAGCUGGAAUCACCACUUGCGAGGUGUGGCACUGCCGGCUUUGGCAGCACGAAAGUGGGGCACACCCGCAGACCUGUGAAGGAGGUUUCAGAUCUCCGGCUUGUCCAGGAGCUGAAGGGCCACAAAGGGGUUGUGUGGACAGCUCGAUUCAGCCCUGAUGGGACGUUACUUGCCAGUGGGGGCAAGGAUGCUGUUGUGCGCAUCUGGGAGGUGAUAUCAAAAAGGGCCAACAAGGAGAAAGAGAAAUGCUGUAUAGACUUGCCUGUCUUCAGGCAGGACCCGGUGCGCGUGUGGAAGGGCCACCAUGCUGACAUCCUGAACAUCGCCUGGUCCUCUGAGUCCCAGUUCGUGCUGUCGGCCUCCCUGGAUAAAGGGGUGCGCCUGUGGCACAUAACCAAGGACCAGUGCCUGAGGGAAUUCCAGCACCAAAACUGGGUGACGUCCAUCAAAUUCCACCCCAAGGAUGCGAAUCAGUUCAUAUCGGGCGGCGGUGAUGGGCUGCUGAGAAUGUGGAACGUGAUGGAGAGGCGCGUGGUGGCCUCUGCUAGCAUCGCUGCCGAUGGGGACAUGUACACUGCCCUCACCUUUUCAGACGAUGCGAAGAUGAUCGCCGCAGGGACGUUCAAGGGCAAGUGUCGCUUGUAUGAGGUGAAUGGGAAGAGGAUUGAGAAGAGGGCACAGAUUGAUGUUCGGAAUCGGAGGGGCCGCCACUCCAAAGGGAAGAGGAUCACUGGGAUGGAGUAUAUCCCCAUUCGAGGUCAACAGUCCCUCCUGCUGGUGACCUCAAAUGACUCGCGUAUAAGACUAUUCCAGGGCCUGACGGAGGUGAUGAAAUUCAAGGGCCACACGAACAACGUGGGCCUGCCCAUUUCAGCGUCCCACUCCCCGCAGGGCGACUACAUUAUCUGCGGGUCCGAGGAGGGACGUGCCUACAUCUGGAGCAACUCCACCAAGCCGCUGGAGGAUGCUAACUCGUCAAAGGAGGACAUGCACAUGCACAGCAGCGUCACCCGGGAGAAGGUCAACGCCUACGAGUGGUUCAGGGCGCAUGAUGGGUAUGCCACCGUGGCGCUGCUAGCCCCUGACACCUGCCGUCGACCCCUUGCAGACUUGGAAAACUUUGUGGAUCAGGAGGGGGUUGCUGCGGCGGCGUCCACUGGAAGGUUCAAGAGGACGUCGAGGCACACCACCAACGCCGCGGGACACGCUCCUGCGCAGGCAAACCAUGGCAGUGCAGGGCAGGAAGCGGUCAACGGGGGCGGGGGCGAGAGCUACAGGCUGUGGGGGCAGGUCAUCGUGACAGCAGGGGGGGAUGGAGAGAUACGCGUGUGGGAAAAUUUUGGCUUCCCAGUCAACCUUUCAGGCUGA